ACCAGUUAUGGCGUCUGACUUGUUUUAAUUAUGUACUAUUGCACAGCUUUAUAAGUGCUUUGGUCAUAGAAGCGGAAAGAUGUCGCCUCUCUUACUUGCCUUUGUUUUAACAAUCAUAUCAUACAAUGAGGGUGGAGCAGUGCAACCACCAACAUUCAAGCUGAAUGAUGGAAACGAGAUUCCAGCUAUAGCCUUGGGAACAGGAAGAGGAACAGCCAAAGAAUCAGAAACACUUGAAGAUGUACGUCAAGCAGUAUAUUGGGCUAUAGAAGCAGGAUACAGACACAUCGAUACUGCAGCCGUUUAUUUCGAUGAGGAACAAGUCGGCCAGGGAAUAGCUCAGGCCAUUGCUGAUAAACUAGUCACCAGGAAAGAUCUCUAUAUUACCACCAAACUUUGGAACGACAAACACCGCCGUGAGCAGGUUGUACCAGCUCUGAAGGAUUCACUCAAGAAACUAGGACUUGACUACGUUGAUCUCUACUUGAUUCAUUUUCCGGUCGCUGUCAAGGCUGACGGUUCCUCUGAUGACGUGCACUAUGUGGACACCUGGAAGGGAAUGAUGGAAGCCAAGGAGCUCGGCCUCACUCGCUCCAUUGGUGUCUCCAACUUCAACACAACUCAGAUAGCAGAUCUAAUACAGCGUACUAAGGUGGUACCUGCUGUGAAUGAAAUUGAGGUUAAUCCAACACUUACCCAAGAAGCCCUUGUGAAUUACUGCCAGUCCCAAGGUAUUGUUGUGAUGGGCUACAGUCCUUUCGGUUUCCUGGUCAGCAGACGGUCAGCUUCUGCGCCUCCGCCAAGGUCAGACGACCCUGUACUAGUAGCCAUGGCGCAGAAAUAUGGAAAGACUACAGCACAAAUUGUUCUUCGUUAUUUGAUCGAGAGAGGAAUCGUACCCAUUCCUAAGUCUACGAACAAGGCACGUAUUGUCCAGAAUAAAGAUAUUUUCGACUUCAGCCUCACGCCUGCGGAGGUCGAGGCGAUCAACAAGUUUAAUAAAAAUAUUCGUGUCAUCAGCAUAUCGUCGUGGCAAAACUAUCCGUUGUACCCUUUUUGUGAAUACUAAUAAUCUGAUUGUAAUAAACAGAUUUUCUUAAAA
Molecule: messenger RNA, 1102 nt
Organism: Leptidea sinapis
Lineage: Eukaryota; Metazoa; Arthropoda; Insecta; Lepidoptera; Pieridae
Product: aldo-keto reductase AKR2E4-like
Exons: 7
Coding region: 80-1069 (329 amino acids)
Cellular component (GO): cytosol
Molecular function (GO): aldose reductase (NADPH) activity
Source: RefSeq, a predicted model, not a curated record